Vollenhovia emeryi is the source of this 3037-nucleotide messenger RNA. RefSeq lists its product as uncharacterized. The record is from RefSeq and is a predicted model, not a curated record. The coding region runs from base 193 to 2400 and encodes 735 amino acids. Lineage: Eukaryota; Metazoa; Arthropoda; Insecta; Hymenoptera; Formicidae. The transcript has 6 exons.
GAUGCCAAGUGUCGUGAAGUAUCGUUCGUUAGACUAGUGUGCGCGAUGUUGUUACGCACAUGCUGCCCCGCUUGAGAAAGGCAGCGACCUAGGAAAUAUAUGCCGGUGCUAUGGCAGUCGCGCGUUCGGCUGUUCGAAAAUCGGCUAUGCUGAUGCAUUUAUGAUUCGGCCGCGGGCCCCGAGGGAGAAACGAUGGCAACGGAGGUAGAGGAGACUCCAGUUAGGUCUCCUUGGUACGGCAAGGUCUUCGAAUGCUGGAGGAAUCGGAAUCGAGUCAGUCCUGGCAGGAUCGAGCUGCCCGAAUGCGAUUUUUUUAUCGUGGCACCGCGACGCACGUUGCGCGUUCUCAGGCCGACCCUGAGAAGCGGCUGGUACUACGAGAGUACGGCAGUCGACCGGCCGGAGUCGGUCAACGACAAUUUCUUCAAUCGGUGGACCAGGAGGCCGCAUUCGUCCGGAAACUGCAGAUGCUCCUUCCGCCAGUCCGCCGGCGCGCUGAGCACCAACGAAGAGCGAAUAAUAUCCGCGGAAUUGAAUCGCAUUCGAACGAGCCUUUGCGAGGCCGAGAAAACCGCGCGCGGCAUCGAGGAACUGGAGCAAAGGCUCUCCGCGGAUCUGCAGAAGUUACGAGACAACUCGGAACUCGAUCGCGCCAACGAUUCGACGGUACCUUCGACACUAACGACUGAUCGCCAGCCGUUCGAACAGAACGCGAAGCAACAAAUUGUCAAGGACUUGGAGAGGUACAUCAAUACGCUUCUGGAAGAGGUGCUUGACGAUACUGUUAAGCAUAUAACCGGUGUAGAAAGGAAUAGCGUUCAGCAUUCUUGGCAGCGAACAAAAAAUAAUUUGAUGAAAUCGCAGCCCGAUAAAUCCAAAGAGAAAGUUUCGAUAAAGGACAACGACGGUUCCUUUCGAGCCGAUAUCAAUCCUCGUCUCCUAGCGGAUAAGACGCAAUGGGCUCCGGAAAACGAGUGCAAAAAGCAACUCGCCGGAGUUACGGUGGGCGAGGGUUACGUGAAUCCCGCUUUCGUCGGUUCGACGGACGAACUGGCCUCUCUGACUUUCGAUUGUUCUACACGAAAACACACAGGCUUGUACCUUGGAAUACCGACGGAAAAUAUGUCUUCCGAAAAACUGGAUUGCGUGGAUUCCGGGAUAAAUAGCGUAGAGACUAUCGAGUUUCAGCUGCCUGAUCAAGAACCCAGCUUUGAGCAGUCUUUAUUACAAAUUAUCGAUGAGAAGUUGGGAAGAGGCCCUGCGGCGAAUAAUGUGGAGGAUAGUCCCGAGAAAAAUUUGGAAAAAACAAUUCCAAUAGAGAGAGAACGUCGGACUGACUCCCAAGAUAUUGUGCUAACUUCGUCGAAACUUGGGACAUCGUCGACUGAUCCCGACUGGAAAGUGGAGCGACUGGAGGAUACGGAAAAUACGGAGACUGAUUUCGAGAAACUACGCCUGGAAUUCCGAAGCAGCAGCAGACACAUGGACGACGAAACGCCGUCAAAAGUCGGCGUGAAAUUAACGGAAAGUCCUUCCAUCGAGCUCGAGGAGAUUUACAAGAAAUGGUUCGAUGAAAUCUCCUCGCAGGAAAACACUGAACGGAGCCCCCGCGAUUCGGUGACGCUUCGAAGGAACAGGAAACCAACCAUAGUUUUCUUACACGGCUUUGGUUCCUCGGCAGAAAUCUUUGAGCAUCAGCUGCAAUACUUCUCUUCCCUCGGUUACCCCUGCAUCGCUCCCGACAUGCUCGGGCACGGCAUGAGCUCAGCGCCCGGACGUUCUAGAGAUUAUCAAUUCGGCAAGUUACUCAAGGAUCUGGACGCUGUCCUACAGCAUUACGCUUUUAAACCUGGAGAGAAGUGCGUCUUAGUCGCUCAUAAUUACGGGUGCAGCUUUGCCACAGCGUUAGCUUGUAAAUAUGAUAGCAAUAUCCAUCAGCUCGUGCUGAUAUCGGGCGGCGGCCCGACUCCUCUCUCUCCGCCGAGCACGGAAUGCGCGGGUCAUUGUUGUCUCAGGGCGAUUCUCGCGCCCCUGCUAAUGUGCGGUCUUCAUCGAGAUAUUCUCUAUUCUGCGCGGGGCCGACAGCAUCCUUAUUGCGGUCAAGAAUCGAUAGAGCAGUGGCCCUCGCACAUGAAAUACGUAUUGAACGGCAUGAACUGGCCGGAGGGUGACUAUGCCUUCCACAGGAAGAUAUGCACGCCAACGCUUCUGGUGCAUGGACUAAGAGACAACAAUGUGUCGCUGGUACAAGAGUGUCAAAUGGAAAGGACAAUGGUGAAGGCUUUCCUCGAAGCUAUUCCAAUGGCUGGUCACAGUCCAAUGACUGAAUGCCCCCAACAACUGAAUCAUAUGAUACAUUGCUUUAUAGAUUUGUGGAAGAACAAAAAAUGGCAACAGUGACCUCCUGACUCCAGAAAUAAUGUCUAAAACGCUGUAUUAUAUCGAAAUUUUGUAUUUCGAUUCAUGCAAUUAACAAACUGCUUAUCAAUUAGCUUAAUUAUCAGUCAGCUAUAAUAUUUAACGUUUAAGUAUCAGUCAGAUAUAAUAUUUAACUAAAAAGAUAAGAUACUUUGUAUAGAUAAUUCAAGAAGACUCAAUUCGAUCGGACGGAAGAUAAAUCGAUGAAGUUUGUGUGGCCUCGUGAAAUGUGCCAAAUUUUAUACAGAUAUAUACGGAAAAAAUGUACAGGUAAAAUAAAUAUAAAAAUGUCCCAUUUGUCUAGAUCACUUGAAAGAACUUUUAUACAUUUCAAAAUUUUGUCGUUUUAAUACUCGAUACAUACUGUAUCGAAAUAUCUGAUUCCGUUUUAAAUCUAAGGUUUUACAUGCUUGAGAGAAUUCUUAUCAAUAUAAGUAUUCUCUCAUCAAUAUAAGUAGACUAAAGCUAAAGCUGAAAGCAUAAAAUAUACGAAAUAUUAUGCCUUUCCACUUUAAAUAGAUGAUUUGUAUUCAAAAUUUUAUUUUGCUCCUUCGUACCAGACAAAAAAAAGUUGCUCAAAGUGAUCUAGCAAAUACUGAACAGAGGCUAUGGAACAGCA